Messenger RNA from Lachancea meyersii CBS 8951, 1773 nucleotides. Lineage: Eukaryota; Fungi; Ascomycota; Saccharomycetes; Saccharomycetales; Saccharomycetaceae. The record is from the annotation of a GenBank genome assembly.
AUGGUUUCUGCGCCCAAACACCCAGAAACUGAACCCAAAUGGUGGAAAGAAGCCACUGUUUACCAGAUUUAUCCAGCAAGUUUUAAGGAUUCAAACAAUGACGGCUGGGGUGACAUGAAGGGGAUUUACUCAAAGUUGGAUUACAUCAAGGACCUGGGGGUAGAUGCGAUCUGGAUCUCUCCAUUUUAUGACUCGCCACAGGAUGACAUGGGUUAUGAUAUCGCCAACUAUGAAAAAGUGUGGCCCACGUAUGGUACCAACGAGGACUGCUUUAAAGUGAUCGAAAAGACACACAAGUUGGGAAUGAAGUUCAUCACCGAUCUCGUGAUCAACCAUUGUUCUAGCGAGCACGAGUGGUUCAAGGAAAGCAGAUCUUCCAAGACCAACCCCAAACGUGACUGGUUCUUCUGGAAACCUCCCAAGGGCUACGACAAAAAUGGAGCUCCAAUCCCACCCAACAAUUGGAAAUCUUACUUUGGCGGCUCGGCCUGGACUUUUGAUGAAAAGACUCAAGAGUUUUACUUGCGUCUUUUUGCCUCAACACAGCCUGACUUGAACUGGGAAAGUGAGGCUUGUAGACAGGCAAUUUACGAGAGCUCUGUCGGAUUCUGGCUUGACCAUGGUGUGGAUGGGUUUCGGAUCGACGUGGGGAGUCUAUACUCGAAAGUACCAGGUCUACCAGACGCCCCUAUCACUGACAAGGACUCGGCGUGGCAAUCCAGUGACUCUUUGACUUUGAACGGUCCUAGAAUCCACGAGUUCCACCAAGAAAUGAACAAGUUCAUCAGAGGUAGAGUGAAAGAUGGCAGGGAAAUAAUGACAGUUGGUGAGAUGCAGCACGCUCCCAACGAAGUCAAAAAAAUGUACACUAGUGCAUCGAGGCAUGAAAUGGGAGAACUGUUCAACUUUUCCCACACAGACGUUGGAACUUCUCCACUUUUUCGCUACAAUUUAGUUCCAGCGGUCUUGAAGGACUUCAAAGUGGCGCUUGCGGAGCUCUUCCUCUAUAUUAACGGAACUGACUGCUGGUCCACCGUGUAUCUGGAGAAUCACGACCAGCCUCGUUCGAUUACAAGAUUUGGUGACGACUCUUCAAAAUUCCGUGUUAUUUCCGGUAAAAUGCUUUCUGUUUUGUUGACUGCACUAACCGGUACUUUGUAUAUCUACCAAGGCCAAGAGCUAGGCCAAAUCAAUUUCAAAAACUGGCCAGUUGAGAAGUACGAGGAUGUUGAAAUCAGAUCCAACUAUAAGGCGAUCAAAGAGGAGCACGGCGAAAACUCCGAGCAAAUGAAGAAAUUUAUAGAGGCAAUCGCUCUUAUCUCUAGAGACCACGCAAGAACUCCAAUGCAGUGGAGUGGUGAAGAGCCCAACGCUGGUUUUUCCGGCCCUGAUGCCAAACCAUGGUUCUUCCUUAAUGAGUCUUUCAGGGAGGGUGUCAAUGUUGAAACGGAGGAGAGAGACCCCGACUCUGUUCUAAACUUUUGGAAGAAAGCUUUGAAGUUCAGAAAAGAGUACAAGGACAUUGCUGUCUACGGCUACGAUUUUGAGUUUGUUGACGUGGAUGACAGUAAGUUGUUUAACUUCACCAAGAAGUUUGGCACAAAAACAAUGUUUGCAACUUUGAACUUUAGUUCGGACAAUGUUGACUUUCGAAUUCCAAACGGUGGCUCCUACCAGUUAGUUUUCGGAAAUUACGACGAUGGUCAGGCCGAUGCAUCUUCCAAAGCCCUAAAGCCAUGGGAAGGAAGAAUUUACAUUACAGAAUCUUCUUAA